Messenger RNA from Pseudonaja textilis, 2452 nucleotides. RefSeq names its product zinc-binding protein A33-like. Lineage: Eukaryota; Metazoa; Chordata; Lepidosauria; Squamata; Elapidae. Gene Ontology annotation, molecular function: protein binding. The record is from RefSeq and is a predicted model, not a curated record.
UUAAGUCCUGAAUGCAAACUUCUUCGGCUUUUUGCAGCAAGCAGAAAAAGGAAAAAAAAAAAGCCCCUGCUAAUGAGCCCCGUCAACUGCAAAAACUUCACAACACGCCUUUCUCCUGCAGCAAAUAACACGGACCGAAGAAAGAGGCGAGCAGAGGCAACCUGGAUCUCCCGGAAGGCUUUCGCGGCAACAUCAAGCAGCCUCAGCAGCCCCGACGGGACCCGACCAAUAGAGAGCAAGAUCGGCCGGCCAGGGGCUGUCCCGAUUGGCGCAAAGGGCCGCCGCUCAAGCAAAGCUGAGUGCAGUUUGGAAUUGGGGAGUUUAGCCGACUUCCUCGGCGAAGGCGCGACGUGGCGGAAAUGGCUGGCAAGAGUCAGGAGCAGAGCAUUCAAGAAGAAUUAACUUGUUCAAUAUGCUAUGACCUCUUCAGAAACCCUGUCAUGCUGGAAUGCAUGCACCAUUUUUGUAAAGAGUGUAUCCUGAAAUAUUGGAAUGGAUGCUCCAGAAUUGCCACUUGCCCCCAGUGUCGGCAAACGUUUCCUUCCCGAUCUUUUCAUCCCAAUUUCAUUGUAUCUAAUAUAGUGGAGACAGUUCGAAGAUCUGCCUCUGAGGAGCACAGAAGAAAAACCAAGAUGGAGCUCCAAAAGGUCCUUCAGACCUUCCAGAUGAAACGCGAGAAACUGUUGAAGAUGAAGCAAAAGAAUGAGGAAAAUAUCAAUUACUUGGUGAAAACAUCUGGGAAACUGAACUCAGAGGUCCAUGCAGCAUUUCAACAUCUUCAUCGGAUCCUACAAGAGGAGGAAGGAAGGAUGCUGACAGAACUGGCUAGAGAAAAGCAGCAGUACAUGCUGAGACUGGAAAACGCUUCUGUACGAUUAACAGAAGAGAUCUCUGAGUUGAAGAAGAGCAUGGAGCAGAUACAGCGUAGGCUGGAAAACUCUGAGAUCUCAUCGGGGCUGCAGGUGGAAACUCUGCCUGUCAGACCAGCAGUGCAACUAGAAACAUUGACUUUGUUUCAAAAACACUACAAGGAGCUGCGUGACAGGCCCUUGCAGUACAUAAUUUGGCGAAAGAUGCUGAAAUCCAUCAUCCCAGCUCCUGCUGUUCUGACCCUGGAUCCAGAAACGGCCCACCCCAACCUCAUCCUCUCCAAAGAUCUGACUUCAGUGACAGAGAGGGAGUCACCUCAGGCGGUACCCAGAAGCCCCAAACGUUUCCUGCAGAGCGUGAACGUGUUGGCCAGGGCGUCCUUCAAAAGCGGGCAGCAUUACUGGGAAGUCUGGGUGGGCAACAAGACGAAGUGGGAAUUGGGAGUGGCUUCAGACAAUGUGGACCGGGCAGCAAAAGUCCGUCUGUCCCCAGAAAAUGGCUAUUGGACAAUAAGACUGUGGAACAACUCCGAGUAUUGGGCCGCGGCAACUCCCUGGGUACGUUUGGAGCCCCAGUGCUUGCUAAAGAAAGUGGGGGUAUUGUUGGACUGCAAGGCCAAAAAGCUGACUUUUUAUAACGCUGAGGACAUGUCAUUCCUCUUUACUUUCCACCAGUUGUGGGCUAGCAAAUUCUAUCCUUUUUUCAGUACCGGUUUCAGUCAUGGCGAGAAGAACGCAGAGCCCAUGAGGAUCUGCCAUCCUCUCAGGCUCUGAAACCAUCCCAUUUCACAGGACAUGGUGGGUACUUCGGUUUCUUUCUGCCUUAGCGCUAUUACAAUACUGUUUAUCCUCAUAACUGACGCUGGUAAACGUUCAUUGAGAUUUCAAACUACUUACACAACGGACAUAAGCAGGCAUGAGAGUAUCACAUCUCCUCCUGGAUUCUGAGGAGAUUCAGUUAGUCCAAAGAGAUUGAAAGCAGCCUUUUUUAUGAUGCAGGACUAAGAUGCUGAAGAAUUAGAUUGUAUCUUUAAAGGAACCAGCCAGAUUCACAAAUUCCAGACUGAAGGACAGCUUUGUAGUGCAGAGGAAGAUUUCCCCAAUUUUGCUGCAUAGCUUUCAAAUCGAAAAACAAGGUGUGUUUAUGUUACUUCAAAAUAUAAUGGUAGAAUAGCCCCUUUUAAAUCACUUUAAAGGAGCAUUUUGUAAAUGUGUGUUUUAUGGACAUGAAAGCAAGACCAUUUUAUGUGGGAACUGAACUGGGAGCAGUAUGUCAGCUUGUACUUCAACAUAUGAUUCAGAAUAGCAGCACAGUGAUUUUGGUAAUAACCAUGGCAAAUUGGAGGACAGGGUAGUUGCAUUGGAAAUGGGAGAUGCGGCUCUGCACUGUUGAAAGGAGGAAUUUUGAGGCUGUGAUAAAGCUUCACCAAUAGCUUAGUGUUUGCCAGGGAUGUAUAAGAAGCUACUCCUGGCACCCGUACUAUUACCGGUAGUACAGAGUAGUAUGUACAAUUACAUAUUUUCCUUAUAAUAAAAUCAAAUGAACCUAUUGCUAUGCAAUAUUAAAAUAAACAAAUGUGUAU